ACGACUCCACCGCCAUUACACCAAAAUGUACUCUAGGUUAAAAUAGGAAUAAUAAGAAAAAAUAUUCGCGUGAAAAUAUAAGUUAGUGUUCAUGCUGUAAAAACACUAAAUGUUUGUCCUUUAUCUCUAUAUAUACUGAAAGCCCGUAGUACACGCGUGGUCUCACCUCUGAGAAGGGAUUGGCUUCUACACGGCAAGGCAAGGCGAUUUAAAACAAGACACAUCCUAUAAAGUCGGUAACACCGAGAGCAGCCUGCAGAAUUUGGUCACCAAGGGAGUUCAGUGAGGGCGUGUCUUUCCAGUGACCACUUGAGUUUUUGCAAUAGGACCACCACUGGGCGAAAAAAAACCUCUAUUUGGCAAUAGGAUCAUCAUUGGAAAAGAAAAAAAAACCUAUUUGGCAAUAUGACCGCCACUGGGAAAAACCUUCAUUUGUCAUCUUUAAAGAUGAGCAUUGAGGGUAAAUGGAAGGGAAUGGCACGUCCAUCUUUGCCCUCUUCAAUGGAAUCGACUUUACCAGGAAUAUCUCGCCAGGUGCUGUCUGUGUCAAUGGAACCUAAAUAUCAGUGUCAGAAGUGCAAAGAAGUCCUUAGGAAGCCCUUCCAAGCGCAGUGCGGACACCGGUUCUGCGUGUACUGUUUUAAACAACUCACCAGCUCCGGUCCUAUCCCCUGCGAAGCCUGCCGUGACGAGGGAAUAUUUGAGGAAGAGCACUCUAUACUCGACUUUUCUGUGGCUUUUCCAGACAACGCUGCACGAAGGGAAAUCGACGGCUUGCCAGCAAAAUGCCCAAACGAUGGCUGUGUCUGGUCUGGUACAUUAAAAGAUUAUGAGGCGCAACACGAAGGCAGAUGUGAAUUUGAACGCGUAAAGUGCGAAGCGUGUCAAGUCUUCGUCCUUCUCAGUGAAAAAGAUCGCCAUAAUGAGCGAGAAUGCGAAGCCCGAACCCUUAACUGCAAAUACUGCAAAGUCUCCUUCAGCUUCAAAGAUAUUAAGGCACAUGAUGAGAUUUGUCAAAAAUUUCCAAUGCAAUGCAAAGACUGUGGUAAAAAGAAGAUCCCUAGAGAAAAGUUCCAAGAGCAUAGCAAAUCGUGUGCGAAGUCCAAGUCGGCCUGCCAGUUCAGUGAAAUUGGGUGCAGGGUGGUGGUGGAUAAUGGCAAACAGCACGAGCACGAACAAACCAGCGUGAUGGAGCACUUGCGCCUCAUGCUGUCCGUGGUCUCGUCUGUGCGCAUGCGCUCCGAAGCAGCCGGAGAGUGGCAAGAGGACUCGGGGUUGGGCCUCUACCGCGGCCCCGAAGACGCCGCUCUUCCAGGAGCCCAGGCUGCCACCGGGGGCCCUGGUAUGCAGCAGAAGAUGACCGCGCUGGAGAACAUUGUGUGCGUGCUAAACAGAGAGGUGGAGCGGACGGCCCUUACACUCGAAGCUCUCGGCCGCCAGCACCGGCUCGACCAGGAGAAGAUUGAAAACUUAACCAACAAGGUGCGUCAGUUGGAGCGGACGUUAAACAUGCGAGACCUGCAGCUGGCCGAAUCAGAGCAGAACUUACGAGAACUGCAGUUUUGCACUUAUGACGGAGUGUUCAUUUGGAAAAUAUCGGAUUUCUCACGUCGCAGACAAGACGCGCUGGCUGGUCGAGCGCCUGCCAUGUUCUCACCUGCAUUCUAUUCCAGUAAGUACGGCUAUAAAAUGUGUCUGAGGCUGUACCUGAAUGGCGAUGGUUCCGGCAGAGGCUCUCACCUCUCCCUGUUCUUUGUGGUGAUGAGAGGGAAAUAUGAUGCUCUGCUCAAGUGGCCCUUUAGCCAAAAGGUGACUCUAAUGCUCUUGGAUCAGAAUAACCGAGAGCACAUCAUCGACGCUUUCAGGCCUGACAUCAGCUCCACGUCUUUCCAAAGACCCAUCAGUGAGAUGAAUAUAGCCAGUGGCUGCCCGCUCUUCUGCCCCCUGGCCAAGCUGGCAGGAAAGAGCUCCUAUGUCAGAGAUGACACCAUUUUUAUUAAAGCUAUCGUAGACCUUACAGGGCUUUAAAAUAAAAAAGUAUACAUAUAAAAAUUAUUUUAAAUCCAGCAAAGGCUCAUUUUAUACUUGCAUUUCCUCCAGGAUGAUCCUGUCGAGGAAAAAGUAUAUAGUAAUACAUAUGCAGUAUCGGUCAAAAGUUUGGACACACCCUCUACUUCUGUGGUCUUUUCUUAUUAUUAUUUAUUUCUACAUUGUAAAACAGUCCUGAAGGCAUCCGAAAUAUGCCAGAAUCUCCUUUGAACAGUUGAUCUUGAGAUGCUACUUAUGCUCUGUAAAGCCUUUAUAAUUUUUUGAGACUCCUCUGCAGCAGAGGUAAGUUUUGCUCUUGCUUUCCUGGGAUGGUCUUCUUGAAGAGCCAGUUUCAUCAUGGUGCUUAAUGGGUUUUGUAAAUACACGUGACCAUGCUGUUCUUGCAAGGACUGUUCCAGAACAGCUGACCUUCAUGUCCCAAAAUAACAACUGACUGUUGUUGUUGUUGUUACUUAAUCACCUAAUGCCAUAGAUUUGAAAUCUCCAGUACUGUUCUAGAAUGUAGAAAAUUAAAUUACAAAACUCAGAACAUUGAAUUAGAAGGUGUGUCCAAACCUUUGACCAGUACUGUAUAUUAAUCUUUAAUCUUUCUUUUAUUUUAGGUUCUACAGGUAGCUAUUUGUCUAUACAUUGAUAUAUAAUAAUACUGCGCUCCUGAGCACAUCAUUAGAAUAAACCGUAUCAGGGGGCAGAUAUUUAUAAAGUUUGAUUAAUGAAAUAAAGUUAUAUCCUAUCAGCCUGUGAAAGGCUGGUUUGAUGUAAUUGAUUAUAUAUGUAAAAUAUAUAAUUUUAAAUAUAAUGAUAAUAAUAAUAUAACAUAGUUAUAUAACAAUAUAACUGUUAGCUGUAUGAACAUCAUAGAAGCAAAUGAACCACCUCUUCUUAUAAGACGCUUGAAACUAGCUCUUCAGUAUGCAACUAAGAUAAAACAAAUUCACAAAAUUCAUCUUAUAAUCCAGUCUUCUACCCACAAUAUUUGCAUCUGUAUACCGCCAGACCAAACUACAUCAAACCUUUCGGUAUACGCGCCAGACCUCACAUGGAAAAUUUGGGCGCAAAUCUGGACAUCCGAGUCAGACACACCUUUGCCCAAUACCUCCUUAGAGCUUGGAAAAGCUUAAUAUCCCUUUGGAACUGACUUAUAAUAAGAAGGCUAAAACUUAUCGGUAUAUAUUCCAUCAACAAGUUCUUAAAAUAAAAACCACUUUUCUCAAUCAUAAACCCAUAUACAUGGACAACUGCAGCAGCAAUAACCGACCAACAUCAUCACGGAGUCCGUAUCCCAGACCAAAGUUCCACCUUUACAGGCUCUGUCACUUGCUCUGGAACAUAUUGAAAAAGAGAGGGAACAAACGCCUUAGUAUUUACCGACUCAAAAACAAAUCACCCAAUAAUCAUUGAUAUAUUAAUCAAGGCAAACCAACUACAGAAGGACCAUCACGAUAUUAUCUUCUACUGGAUCCCAGGAAAAGGGGAAUUACGGGAAAUGAACAAGCUGACAUGGCAGCAAGACAAGCCCUUACAGAAACAAUUAGCAUAUGUCAAAUCCCACCCUCUGACCUCGAGCAAGUGAGUGAGUCAUUGAUUGAUUGAUUGAUCAUGCACUCAUCUUAUAUACUACUUUAUCCUGUAUUCAAAGUCACGGGGAGCCUGGAGCCUAUUCCUUUUUUUUUUUUUUUUACUUUCCCACAACUUUUUUAAUCAUUUACAUUAUAACAUAUAUAAUGUAAAUAACAUAUAAUAUUGGUUUAAUUUAACCAGCUUAAUAUUUGAUAUGAAUCUGCCAUGAAAUAGCCUAGGAAGCUAAUAUGGCAAAAAAUUCUAAUACAAACAAACAAACUGUAUGAACAUAAGUAUAUCUAUGAUGUGAUAUCUAAUUAUUUAUCUAUUUAUAUAUCCAAUCAAGGCUAAUACAGUGGGAAAAUAAUUGCACUGUAGAAAAAAAACGUUAAAUCAAAAAUCAAGGAUAUUAACCCGACUUACACCCAUCAUAAAUGUAUCAAUUAUUCAGUAAAUCAUACAAGUUUUGUUUGAACCUUAUGUGCUAUUUGGCUUCUUUUUUUCUGCCUUUUUAGAUCUGUGUAUUAAACAAAAACAAAAAAAGGGGGAAAUGCAGAUGAUGGCUAAAAUGCAGGUGUAACUGUGGUUGUUUUUCAGCAUGUAAUAGGAACAUGAAACACUGUUUAAUGUUUUUCUUUUUUUUUUUUUUGUGGAACCCAACCAUGGCUUACUUCCUCACCUAAUUUAGUACUUUUGUUAUGUUAUGUUUCAAAGUGCUUUCUGUUUAAUACAGGCUUGGGCAUUGCAUCAAUGCACUAUUAUUUACGAUGCAGAAAUGUAAUAGUCUCCCAAACCCGUAGAAAACAACCCUGCACGUUUGGGAUGCUUUUACUAACCUCCGUCCCCGUUUUCUUGUAAUUAAAGUGCAUGGAAUGGUCUGGUUGGUCAUGACCAGACUGUAUACAUAAUGUAGCCUAAUUAAAUUGAAGUGCAUUUCAAAUAUA
Messenger RNA from Clarias gariepinus (North African catfish), 4553 nucleotides. RefSeq names its product Tnf receptor-associated factor 2b (gene traf2b). Gene Ontology annotation, molecular function: ubiquitin protein ligase binding; tumor necrosis factor receptor binding; ubiquitin-protein transferase activity. The transcript is spliced from 12 exons. Gene Ontology annotation, cellular component: plasma membrane signaling receptor complex; cytoplasmic side of plasma membrane. The record is from RefSeq and is a predicted model, not a curated record. Bases 406 to 2028 code for a protein of 540 amino acids. Lineage: Eukaryota; Metazoa; Chordata; Actinopteri; Siluriformes; Clariidae. Gene Ontology annotation, biological process: positive regulation of JNK cascade; positive regulation of canonical NF-kappaB signal transduction; tumor necrosis factor-mediated signaling pathway.